Messenger RNA from Cuscuta campestris, 3859 nucleotides. The record is from the annotation of a GenBank genome assembly. Lineage: Eukaryota; Viridiplantae; Streptophyta; Magnoliopsida; Solanales; Convolvulaceae.
AGGUGCCCUUGGUUUCACCCAAAAAUACACCCUUCGAGGCCAACAAAGGCUAGGGACUCGUGACUGUGAUCGCCAGUUCGCAGACGAAAUUACAGAUUCAUAUUAUUGCAGCAUUAUUAUUACACCACUUUCUAUAUUUUAUACUCCAUCCAUGAAUGAUAUAUUCCCUGUAUGAAAGAAAUACCCAGCUGAAUUAUAAUGCUGGUUUUGAGCUGAUUUUCUGGUGAUUGGCAGCACAAGAAAUCCAGGAAAAAAGAAGAGAAAAAUCAGGUUUUUUUCCCAUCUCUUUUGAUUGGGGGCAGCCCAAGACAAUGGAGGUUCCAUUGACAUUUGAGAGACCUCUGGGUUCAAGAACAAGAAUAAUCAGUAGCAGUAGCAGCACAUCACAAGUAAAUCUUUUCUUCAAGACUAAACCUUUCUUUGGGGUCUUCCCACAUGACUGCACCACUCUAUCCGCACAGUCUUCUAAACAGAACAAAGUUCAAGUGGGGGGACGGUUUCUACAUCAUAUUAGUGCAAGUGCAGAAUUUUCAAAAAGGAAGAGAAGAGUUUCAACUCCAGGAAGCGAAGGAUCUUCCCCUAAAGGAUUUUCACCAAGAACAGCAGCUGGAAUGAGUAACCGAAGAAGGGAUCAAAAGAGCAAGAAUGAAAGAGAAAGUCAAAAAACUUCAACAUCCAAAGAAUCUGAAGCCCCCUACAAGAAAAAGAUUGAUACCAAAAUUGAUGGCAAUGAAGAUGAUAUUCAAGGAGUUGAAGAAGAAGAGGAAACUGGAGAUCAAGAAACUGGUACCGAUUUAACUCAGUUUGCAAGUAAUGGAGCAGCCAGAAAAGUUACAAGGAAUCGAAUAAAUUCAACUGAGGUGGAAAGAGUAGCAACUGGUGGUGCUUUAGUUGUUUCAGAUAGAACCAGAUUAAAGGAUAUGUCAUUAUCUGAUAAUGAAAGUUUCCAGUUCAAGAAUUUGAAAGAAACAUCCAUUGCUGAAAGUAUCUUGGGAAGUGAUGCUUCAAAUGAGAUAGAUUCCGAGGUUAUUGUAAGCGGACAAAAGGAAGACGGUCACUCUCUAAAGUUAAAGCUUGAGAUGGAAGCAAAUCGAAAAAGGCAAGCUGUUGAAAGGCUUGCCGAGGAAAAUUUCAUGGGAAAGAACAAUUUUUUCUGUUAUCCCGAGGAGGUAAAACCCGAUGAAGAGGUGGAAAUAUUUCUUAACAAAAGUCUCUCCGCUUUGAAAAAUGAGUCUUGUGUAAUAAUCACAGGAGGAUUUAACGACUGGCAUUGGAAAUCUUUUACAAUGGAUCUUAACAAGACAGAUUUAAAAGGAGAUUGGUGGUCUUGCAGGCUUCAUGUUCCCAGGGAAGCAUACAAUAUUCAUUUUGUGUUUUUUAAUGGAAAGGAUGUCUACGAAAACAACAAUAUGAAAGAUUUCUCUAUAACCAUAAAAGGUGGUAUGACUGCUCUUGACUUCGAAAAUUUCUUGCUUGAGGAGAAGAAGAGAGAGUUGCAAAAGAUGGCCGAGGAAAAAGCACAAAGGGAAAGAGAAGAAGAAGAAAGGAGAAAAAUAGAAGCAGAGAAGGCUGCAAGUGAGGCUGAUAGAGCUAAGGCCAAAGGAGAGGUUUCAAAGACAAAGAAAAUGCUGGAAGCUGCAAUGGAUAAGGCCUUAAAAUCUGGUGGUAGUGACAACUGGUAUAUAACACCGGAAGAUUUCAAAUGGAAGGAGAAGAUUAAAUUAUAUUAUAACAAAAGUUCGGGCCCGCUUUCCCAUGCUAGGGAAAUAUGGGUUCAUGGAGGACACAAUAAUUGGAAAAAUGGUGUGUCUAUUGUCACACAGCUUUCUAGAUCCAAACGGAAGGAUAGUGACUGGUGGUAUGCCGAUGUUGUUGUUCCUGAUAGAGCACUUGUCCUGGAUUGGGUUUUUGCUGAUGGGCCGACUGGGAAUGGAAUGGUUUAUGAUAACAAUUCUCGGAAGGACUUUCAUGCCAUUGUCGUAGGAAAACUCCAGGAAGAACUGUAUUGGGUUGAGGAAGAACAUCAGAUAUAUAUGAGACUUCAGGAGGAGAGAAGGUUAAGGGAUGAGGCAAUUCGGGCUAAGGCUGAAAGAACAGCGCGCAUGAAGGCGGAGAUGAAAGAAAGAACUCGGAAGUCAUUUUUGUUGUCUCAGAAACACAUAGUAUACACUGUGCCUUUUGAUGUUGAAGCUGGGAGUACAGUCACAGUUCACUAUAAUCCUGCUAAUACAGUCUUAAGUGGAAAACCUGAAGUCUGGUUUAGAUGCUCAUUUAACCGCUGGACUCACCGCUUGGGCCCACUGCCACCUCAGAAAAUGCUUCCUGUCAAAAACAGUUCACAUGUUAAGGCAGAUGUCAAAGUUCCAUUGGAUGCAUAUAUGAUGGACUUUGUGUUCUCUGAGAAAGAAGAUGGAGGAGUGUUUGACAACAGGAAUAACAUGGACUAUCACAUUCCUGUGUCCGGAUCAAUUCUUAAAGAGCCUCCCAUGCACAUUGUGCAUAUUGCAGUUGAAAUGGCUCCCAUUGCAAAGGUGGGAGGCCUUGGUGAUGUUGUCACCAGUUUAUCUCGUGCCGUUCAAGAAUUAAACCACACCGUGGAUAUCAUCCUUCCCAAGUAUGACUGCCUGAACUUUACUCAGGUGAAGGACUUACAUGUCAAGAAAAGCUAUUCUUGGGGAGGAACGGAAAUAAAAGUUUGGUUUGGGAAAGUCGAAGGCCUCUCAGUGUACUUUUUGGAGCCUCAAAACGGCUUCUUUUGGAAAGGAUGCAUAUAUGGUUGUAACAAUGAUGCAGAGAGAUUCGGCUUCUUUUGUAAUGCUUCUUUGGAGUUUCUACAGCAGGGUGGAUUCCAUCCGGAUAUAAUCCAUUGCCAUGAUUGGUCAAGUGCUCCAGUAGCAUGGUUGUUUAAGGAGCAAUACCGCCACAAUUCUCUGGGUAAAGCUCGUCUUGUCUUCACAAUCCAUAACCUUGAAUUCGGUGCACAUUUCAUUGGCAAAGCAAUGCAAUACUCGGAUAAAGCCACAACGGUAUCGCCCAAUUAUUCGAAGGAAGUGUCCGGAAACCCAAUAAUUGCCCCACACCUUUACAAGUUUCAUGGCAUACUUAAUGGGAUUGAUCCCGACAUCUGGGACCCGUUGAAUGACAAAUUCAUCCCGAUUCCAUAUGCCUCAGAUAAUGUUGUUGAAGGGAAAAGGGCAGCAAAAGAAGCUCUACAACAAAGACUAGGGCUGAGGAGAGCUGAUUAUCCUCUGGUGGGAAUCAUUACCCGUUUAACGCACCAGAAAGGACUCCACCUCAUUAAACACGCCCUUUAUCGUACAAUGGAACGUAACGGACAGGUAGUCUUGCUAGGGUCAGCACCCGAUCCGCGCAUUCAAAAUGAAUUUGUAAAUUUGGCAAACCAUUUUCAUUCAGCUUUUGCUGACCGUGCACGUCUCUGUCUAACAUACGAUGAACCUCUUUCUCACCUGAUAUACGCCGGUGCAGAUUUUAUCCUUGUCCCUUCUAUAUUUGAACCAUGUGGACUAACUCAGCUCAUAGCAAUGAGAUAUGGUUCCAUACCCGUUGUUCGCAAGACUGGAGGACUUUAUGAUACGGUGUUUGAUGUGGACCAUGACAAGGAGAGAGCCGAAGCUUGCGGCAUUGAACCAAAUGGGUUCAGCUUUGAUGGUGCGGAUGCGGGCGGAGUUGAUUAUGCUCUCAAUCGAGCGAUAUCGGCUUGGUAUGACGCACGGGAUUGGUUGAACCGGUUGUGUGCGAAGGUGAUGGAGCAAGAUUGGUCUUGGAAUCGACCCGCUCUCGACUACUUAGAGCUUUACCACGCUGCUCGCAAAUAAAUAAAUAAAUAAAUAAUGCAAUC